Messenger RNA from Gossypium arboreum, 1200 nucleotides. RefSeq names its product pathogen-associated molecular patterns-induced protein A70-like. NCBI's taxonomy places the organism in Eukaryota, Viridiplantae, Streptophyta, Magnoliopsida, Malvales, Malvaceae. Bases 162 to 1073 code for a protein of 303 amino acids. The record is from RefSeq and is a predicted model, not a curated record. The transcript has a single exon.
CUCAACGUAACCUUCCACUUCGAGUUCAGGCUCCACCCUAUUUUCUAUUUUUCUAUUUUUUUUUUUAAUUUUCUUAGCCUUUCCUUGUGCGGCUUUUUAGGUACAAUUUUCUCUUUAAAUUUGCUUUAAAAAAAUCUUAGCAAGAAACAAGACAGCCAGUGAUGUUGGAAGAAUCAAUGUCGACUGUACCUUCUUCUUCCCUUUGGGCUUCCAUUUUCAGCUGGUUUACCCCUACUGUUUUCUUUGUCUUUCUUAACAUUACUAUUGGUACUAUCUUUUUCACUUCCACCUUCUCUUCCAACAAUUCUGGCGCCGCCGCUUCUGGCGGUGUCGGCGAUGGCCCAUCACUCCACGAAGGAGAUGAAACAAACGACCCUAGACUCCUUCCAUCCCCAUCUGUUUUACAAAGGCUCAAAUCCAUCAACUUGUACUCUUACAGAUCCCAACAACCUUUUACUUCCACCACCACCACCGCCGAAAUCCCAGAUUCCGGCGCUGAUUUCCAUAUCUCUUUUCAACAACAAACCAGUGAAACUGAAACCACACCUGAACCAGUCCCAACCCACCUCGAUAGAUCUCCUUCUGUUUUGCAAAGGCUUAAAUCUAUAAACCUCUAUGGCUACUUCUCCCCGGAGCAAAAACCCCAUGAGAUUAGCUCCCAUUACACUCCCGAGGAAGAAGAAAUAAAAGAACCCGAACAAGUAGAACAAACCCAACGUGAAGAGGUAGAACAAACCCAACGUGAAGAGCGAGGCUUUGAUGAAAUAUACAGUGAGUUGAAGCGUAACAAUCAAGUUACGAGGACCAAAUCCGACGCCGAACCGGCAUCUGGGGAGGUACCAACGAAGCUUCCGAAGAAGAUGAAGAAAUCAGCGAGUGUGAAGUCACCGUUUUCGCAUUUCGAGGAAGAUGACAUAUUGGAAGCUCGACGGCCUGCGACUAUGAGGGAAGGGAAAGGUAAAGCUACGGAGGAGGACGAUGAAGUAGAUGCCAAAGCCGAUGAUUUUAUCAACAAGUUUAAGGAGCAGUUGAAGUUGCAGAGGAUGGAUUCUAUACUUGGUACAAGGAGAUAGUGAUGAAGUAACAAAGCGUAGAUCUGCUACUAAUAUUGUUUAAUUUACAUGUGUUUUGAACUUUUGUGUUCAAAAAAAUAUAUAUGGGAGUUUAGUUUCAAUUUCAAUGGCGUUUUAAUCCAUUAAA